AUGCUCGCGUUGGCUCCCCAGAUCUCAAUAGGCGGAACGGAGUUUAUGAAUCUCGGCCCGCUGUCCCAGAACCUGACGCCUCAGACUCUUGCCGGAGGAGGGGGAAUCACGCCAGAGGAGGGCUUGCCCAUCAACUUCAACAUAUCCCCCUUUGUCGAAUCGCCGCAGCCUACGGACGAUGCCGAGUCCGGCAAUUCUCCUCUCCAGCAGCAGCAACAACAACAACAACAGCAACACCAAUCCCCGCCCGUGCCACCUCAAAUACCGCCUCACAUGCCACCGCAAAUCUCCUUCCACCCACAAAUCCGACCUCCCUACGGAAUCUCCAUCCCAACCAUACACCGGGUGAAACUCGACCGUAUCCGCCGCAACUCCGCACCAGAACUAAGCCUGCACGAACUGGAGCGGCAAACCAAGCACGCCAACCGUCGCGCCUCGCACAACAUCGUCGAGAAGCGCUACCGCAUAAACCUCAACAGCAAGUUCCGCAAGCUCCACGAGAUCGUCUUCUGCAGGACCGAUCCGACCUUCGUUCCGGAUAUCGCCAAUGCCAAUGGAAGUUCCAACUCUGCGAAUUCCAACUCAGAAGGCCCCGCGUCUGCACCUGUAUCCGCCAUCGCGACCCAGGCCAAUCGAUCGCAGCCGCCCAAGGCAUCGAUUAUCGAUAGUGCGCUGAACUAUAUUGAGAGUCUGCAGCGGGAGGUUCAUGAGUUGAAGCGGAGACUGGAGGUUUAUGAAAAAGAUGGCGCUCCGCUCCAGGGACUUGGACGUGUCGGGGGUAAGGCUUUGCCAGACCUCGGUGCUGAGAUUGGAUCCGGCGAUGCACAGGAUUAUGCAAACGAUGAACAUACCAAAGAAGGGUGCGAAAGCAGCUCGGUGAAAUCCGAGUCACCUUUUGCUUGGACUAUCACGUGA
Molecule: messenger RNA, 915 nt
Organism: Aspergillus nidulans FGSC A4
Lineage: Eukaryota; Fungi; Ascomycota; Eurotiomycetes; Eurotiales; Aspergillaceae
Exons: 3
Coding region: 1-915 (304 amino acids)
Biological process (GO): regulation of transcription by RNA polymerase II
Cellular component (GO): nucleus
Molecular function (GO): protein dimerization activity
Source: RefSeq, a predicted model, not a curated record